Messenger RNA from Drosophila persimilis, 3408 nucleotides. Its product is annotated as glutamyl aminopeptidase. The transcript has 7 exons. Gene Ontology annotation, molecular function: zinc ion binding; metalloaminopeptidase activity; peptide binding. NCBI's taxonomy places the organism in Eukaryota, Metazoa, Arthropoda, Insecta, Diptera, Drosophilidae. The record is from RefSeq and is a predicted model, not a curated record. Gene Ontology annotation, cellular component: cytoplasm. Bases 166 to 3246 code for a protein of 1026 amino acids. Gene Ontology annotation, biological process: peptide catabolic process; proteolysis.
UGCGCGCGUCGUGUCUUUUAUUUCGAACCCGAUCUCAUCUCACGUCGCGCGCGCGCUCCUCUUCGCCGAUUUGAAUCAACCAGUCGAGUCAUUCGGCAACCGUCUCAGUGUGAACGCGUCUAGUUGAGAGCUUAAUUUAAUCACCAGAACAAACAGUCAACGGCAAUGUAUGCAACAAAAAACGUGCGCCCACGCAGCAGUCUCUCCACAGACGAUAACCACCGCAUCAAGGACACCAACCGGCCCCACAAGGCCCCGGGCAACACCAUCCUCACACUGGUCGCCUUCUGCGUGUUCCUCCUGGUGCUGUGCGGCUUCCUGCUGGGGGCACUCGUCUAUGUGGGCAAGAACAUAGCCGACGAGCACCAGAGGCAGCAGGCGGCGAACAGCACGCAGGCGGCCCUGAAUGCGACCAUACGCACCGUCUAUGUGGACCGUGAUCAGUUGCUGUCCACCAAACCAAUUCUGAGCGUUUUGUCAGAUAUUCGUGCCCCCACCACUCAAGUGCCUUCCAAUACCAAAUCACGCACCAUGGCCACCCUCGCGCCCGCCGUUAGAGCCGCAAGCAAGGUGUUGCAGAAACUAGGCUACCGGCUACCAAAAGAGCUGAAGCCGAGCAAGUACACUAUGCAGCUGCGGCCAGAUCUCAACAAGAAGAACUAUACGGGCAAUAUAAGUAUCAGCCUGGAGGUACUGGAGCCGAUUGCCUUCAUACCCGUGCACAUUAAGCAGAUGAAUGUGAGCACUGUCGAUGUGCAGCAUUUGGACGAGUCGGGAGCGCCGCUGAAGAGCAUAGCCCCAGCCCUGACGUUCUCCUAUCCCGAAUUUGAGUACUGGGUGACAGAGUUUGAGCAGCCCCUGGACGUGGGCAACUAUACGCUGCGCCUGAACUUCAACGGUUCGUUGACGGAUCGCAUCACAGGCCUCUAUCAGAGCUCCUACUGGGACAAGCUGAAGAAUCGCACCAGGUGGAUUGCCAGCACCAAAUUCGAGCCCACCUAUGCCCGCUGGGCCUUCCCCUGCUUCGAUGAGCCAGCCCUGAAGGCCCAGUUUACCAUAACAAUUGCUCGACCCAGCGGCGAUGAGUACCACGUACUCUCGAACAUGCCUGUGGCCACCGAGUAUGUCGACGGGGAUCUGACUGAAGUGACGUUCCAGGAGACUGUGCCCAUGAGCACAUAUCUGGCUGCGUUCGUGGUUUCGGACUUUGCCCACAAGACCACAAACUCAGCAGUAAACCCUUCGAUUGAAGUGCGCUCAUUCGCCCCAGCAGCCCAAGUGGAGAAGACUCAAUAUGCUCUUGACAUUGGAGUUGGCGUCCUCGACUAUUACAUCGACUACUUCAACAUCUCCUAUCCCCUUCCCAAGCUGGAUUUGGUCGCCAUUCCCGAUUUUGUAUCCGGGGCUAUGGAGAACUGGGGUCUGGUGACCUUCCGCGAGACAGCGUUGUUGUAUGAUGAGGCCACCAGCUCCAGUGUGAACAAGCAACGUGUGGCCAUCGUCGUGGCGCACGAGCUGGCGCACCAGUGGUUCGGCAACCUGGUCACUAUGAACUGGUGGAGUGACCUUUGGCUGAACGAGGGCUUUGCCUCAUUCGUGGAAUACAAGGGAACGAAGCACAUGCAUCCAGAGUGGGAUAUGGACAAUCAGUUUGUCGUCGAGGAGCUCCAUCCAGUGCUUGUCAUCGAUGCCACACUGGCCUCCCAUCCAAUUGUGAAGUCAAUUGCAAGCCCCGCUGAGAUUACCGAAUACUUCGAUACAAUUACUUACUCAAAAGGUGCAGCCUUGGUGCGCAUGCUGGAGAACCUUGUGGGCGAGACCAAGUUCAAGAACGGUACAACUCGCUAUCUGAAGAACAACAUCUACUCCACAGCCACCACGGAAGAUUUCCUAACCGCCAUUGAGGAGGAAGAGGGCCUCGAAUUUGAUGUCAAGCAGAUCAUGGAAACGUGGACAGAACAAAUGGGGGUGCCAGUUGUCGAGGUGGAGAAGAAUGGUAACACCUACAAGCUAACCCAGAAGCGUUUCUUGGCCAAUUUGGAUGAUUAUGAAGUCGAAGCAGAGGCCUCUUCUUUCAAUUAUCGUUGGUCAAUCCCAAUCACCUACACGAGCAGCAUCAACAGCGAGGUGCAGUCGACGAUAUUCAACCACAACGACAACGAGGCCAGCAUUACGCUAGCUAGCGAGGCCAGCUGGAUCAAGUUUAAUAAGGACCAGGUUGGUUAUUAUCGCGUUAACUAUGCGGCAGAGCAGUGGGCUGCCCUCACAGCUGCGCUCAAGGCAUCACGGGAAUCCUUCAGCACCGCGGAUCGUGCGCAUUUACUGAACGAUGCCAAUACCCUGGCCGCUGCUGGACAGUUGAACUAUGCCGUGGCGCUCGACCUGAGCACCUAUCUGGAGAGCGAGCAGGACUAUGUGCCCUGGAGUGUUGGCACCUCGUCGCUAGUAACGCUGCGGAACCGCGUUUACUACACCGAUCUUUACAGCAACUUCACCACAUACGCCCGCAAACUACUAACGCCCAUUGUGGAGACGGUCACGUUUACCGUUGGCACAGAUCAUCUGGAAAACCGCCUCCGCAUCAAGGUUCUAAGCUCUGCCUGCGCCGUCGGGCACGAGAGCUCGCUGCAGCAGGCUGUUACGCUGUUCAACCAGUGGUUGGCCACUCCUGAAACACGCCCCAGUCCUGAUAUCCGGGAUGUCGUGUACUACUACGGUCUCCAGCAGGUCAACACCGAAGCUGCCUGGGACCAGGUCUGGAAACUGUAUCUGGCCGAGACCGAUGCGCAGGAGAAGCUAAGGCUUAUGAACGCCUUGGCUGCCGUAAAGGUGCCAUGGCUGUUGCAGCGCUACAUCAAUCUGGCCUCGGACGAAAGCAACGUCCGCCGCCAGGACUAUUUCACGCUUCUGGGUUAUAUUUCGGUUAAUCCCGUGGGACAGAGUCUUGUCUGGGAUUAUGUGCGCGAGAACUGGGAGCAGCUGGUAGAGCGCUUUGGCAUUAACGAGCGAACAUUGGGUCGCCUUAUUCCGACCAUCACGGCGCGCUUCUACACUCAAACCAAGCUGGAAGAGAUGCAGCACUUCUUCGAGAAGUAUCCUGAAGCGGGAGCUGGAACCGUGGCCCGCCAACAGGCCCUGGAAACCGUCAAGGCCAAUAUCAAGUGGCUGGCACUGAACAAGGAUCAAUUGGGCGAGUGGUUGGCCAACUACGCGGAACAGUCUACGGUUACCAAUAGUAUCAAUUGAUUCGCAUUGCUUUACCCCUCUGUAAAAUACAAUAAUGUAAAAACUACCAAUGGAAUUGAACAUAGUCUUACUCGUAGCCAACUAAAGCAGCAAGUGCUUUUCAAAUGUGAAUGAAGAAUUGUGAAUACGUAUGAUAUUUUGAAGAAACUAAUAGAUACAAAA